AAAACGUGAAGAUGUUUUGGUAAUGGGCCAAAAAGUCAGUGAAGCCCAAUUAAAACUCAACAAAAUCACAGUCCAGCAAAUGACAACGGUCAGCUGCAAAUGAAGCCAAAAGCAAAGGAUAUGCAGAGCCAGUCCUUAUCCUCAUGUCGUACGGUACGGAGGCGCAAAUAAAAAACUGUCGUUUUGACACCCUCUUGAUUUUGUGCUGAUGUGAUAUGCUGGACAGCUCAGCUGCGCCCAAGUAGGUUAAACCAUUGUAAGCUCAAUCUAUAUAAAGAGCCGAGACAUUGUAAGUUGAAAGGGAAUAAUAAUAAAAAAAAGGUAGAAACUUUCUCCAUCGUCUCUGGUUCUGAAGGUUUUUCUUUCAGAAAUGACGAGUACAAACACGAGAAACAAAGGCAAAUGCAUAGUAGAAGGACCACCACCGACUCUAAGCCGUUAUGAGUCACAAAAAAGCCGCGACUGGAACACGUUUUGCCAGUAUCUCAUGACCAAGAUGCCACCAGUUCACGUAUGGGAGUGUGAAUCAAACCACAUCCUCGAUUUCCUCCAAAGUCGUGACCAGUUUGGUAAAACAAAAGUUCAUAUCCAAGGAUGCGUUUUCUUCGGACAGAAAGAGCCACCAGGAGAGUGUAACUGCCCGUUGAAACAGGCGUGGGGAAGCUUAGAUGCUUUGAUCGGACGGCUGAGAGCAGCUUACGAGGAGAACGGUGGCUUAACGGAGAAAAACCCGUUUGCCCGGGGAGGGAUUAGGAUUUUUCUGAGGGAAGUGAGAGGUUCACAGGCGAAGGCGAGAGGAGUUUUGUACAAAAAAAAGAAGCGUCUUGUAGUUGUUGGUACGGGAACUAGUACUACUUGGACUUAAUUUGCCUAAUUAAAUCACCUUGGAAUCAUCAUAGUUUAAUGAUUAUUGACUUGUUCUUGUUACCUAUCUAUUUAUAUAUAAAUGAUACAGAG
Messenger RNA from Arabidopsis thaliana (thale cress), 957 nucleotides. RefSeq names its product LIGHT-DEPENDENT SHORT HYPOCOTYLS-like protein (DUF640) (gene LSH8). The record is from RefSeq and is marked reviewed. Lineage: Eukaryota; Viridiplantae; Streptophyta; Magnoliopsida; Brassicales; Brassicaceae. Gene Ontology annotation, cellular component: nucleus. Bases 371 to 865 code for a protein of 164 amino acids. The transcript has a single exon.